UUUCUGUGUUUCACGCACGAACUGUGUUGUGGAUGUGUUUGUGUUGUAAAAUAAGAUUUAGAGAAAUACUGAUAUAUUUAAUCAUGAUGAUUUAUAUUUGACCAAGUGAACAGUGAAAUAAAAUCCCUCACAAUGUCGCUCGAAAUCCCGUUGAUGAGCACCGACGAGGUGAUAGAGCUUGAUCCUGAGCAGCUUCCGUCCGGAGAUGAAGUGCUUAGUAUAUUACAACAGGAACGCUCUCAACUCAACGUUUGGAUCAAUGUCGCCCUCGCUUAUUAUAAACAAAAGAAAAUCGAUGACUUCCUCAAAAUAUUGGAGGCGUCCCGUGUGGACGCCAACAUCGACUAUCGGGACUUCGAACGGGACCAAAUGCGAGCCCUUGAUAUGCUGGCGGCAUACUAUGUGCAAGAGGCGAAUAAGGAGAAGGUCAAAGAUAAAAAGAAAGAACUGUUCACAAAGGCUACAUUACUUUAUACUAUGGCUGAUAAGAUUAUCAUGUAUGAUCAGAAUCAUUUACUCGGACGAGCAUACUUCUGCCUUCUGGAAGGUGACAAAAUGGGUCAAGCUGACACACAAUUUAACUUUGUACUCAACCAGUCACCUAACAAUGUGCCCUCAUUGCUCGGUAAAGCUUGUAUAGCAUUUAACAGAAAGGACUAUAGAGGAGCAUUAGCAUUCUAUAAGAAGGCCUUGAGAACAAAUCCAAAUAGUCCAGCAGCGUUGCGCCUUGGAAUGGGACAUUGUUUCAUGAAAUUGAAUAACCAGGACAAAGCCAGAAUGGCGUUUGAAAGAGCCCUACAGUUGGACCCACAAUGUGUGGGUGCAUUGGUGGGCCUCUCCAUACUGAAGCUGAACCUACAGGAGAGUGAGUCCAACAAGAUCGCUGUCAUCAUGUUGUCAAAAGCCUAUGCUAUUGAUCCAAAAAAUCCCAUGGUUUUGAACCACUUGGCCAAUCAUUUCUUCUUCAAAAAGGAUUACAGCAAAGUGCAGCACCUAGCGCUGCACGCGUUCCACAACACGGAGAACGAGGCGAUGCGCGCCGAGAGCUGCCACCACCUGGCGCGCGCCUUCCACGCGCAGGGCGACUGCGUGCAGGCCUUCCAGUACUACUACCAGGCCACGCAGUUCGCGCCGCCCAACUUCGUGUUGCCGCACUACGGGCUCGGACAGAUGUACAUCUACAGGGGCGACACGGAGAAUGCAGCACAAUGCUUCGAGAAGGUUCUCAAGGCCCAACCCGGGAACUACGAAACGAUGAAGAUCCUCGGUUCCCUGUACGCCAACUCGCCGUCACAGUUGCAGCGCGACAUCGCGCGCCAGCAUCUGAAGAAGGUCACCGAGCAGUUCCCUGAAGAUGUGGAGGCUUGGAUCGAGCUGGCCCAGAUAUUGGAACAAAACGACUUGCAAGGCUCUUUGAACGCGUAUUCGACCGCAAUGAAGAUCCUCAAAGAGAACGUGAACGCGGACAUCCCAGCGGAGAUACUCAACAACGUGGCGGCGCUGCACUACCGCCUCGGGAACCUGCCUGAAGCCAAGAAGUACCUAGAAGAGGCGCUGGAGAGGGAGAAGGUGGACGCGGAGACGCUGGACGCGCAGUACUACAACUCGAUCGCCGUCACCAGCAUGUACAACCUGGCGCGGCUCAGCGAGGCGCUGUGCGUCUACAACAAGGCGGAGAAACUCUACAAGGACAUCCUGAAGGAGCACCCUAACUACAUUGACUGUUAUUUGAGGUUGGGCUGCAUGGCCCGCGACAAGGGUCAAAUCUACGAGGCGUCGGAUUGGUUCAAGGAGGCUCUGAAGGUGAACAUCGAGCACCCCGACACGUGGUCGUUGCUAGGCAACCUCCACCUGGCGCAGCAGGAGUGGGGGCCGGGACAGAAGAAGUUCGAGAGGAUCCUGCAGAACUCCUCCACUUCUAGUGACGCGUAUUCGCUCAUCGCUUUGGGCAACGUUUGGCUGCAGACGCUUCACCAGCCGUGCCGCGAGAAGGAGCGCGAGAAGCGGCACCAGGAGCGCGCGCUGGCCAUGUACAAGCAGGUGCUGAAGAACGACCCCAAGAACAUCUGGGCCGCCAACGGCAUCGGCUGCGUGCUGGCGCACAAGGGCUGCAUCAUCGAGGCGCGCGACAUCUUCGCGCAGGUGCGCGAGGCGACGGCCGACUUCCCCGACGUGUGGAUGAACAUCGCGCACAUCUACGUUGAGCAGAAGCAGUACAUCAACGCCAUACAGAUGUACGAGAACUGCAUCCGCAAGUUCCGCAUGCAGCACGACGUGGAGUGGCUGACGUGGCUGGCGCGCGCGCAGACGUUCGCCGGCCGCGCGCGCGCCGCACGCACCGCGCUGCUGAAGGCGCGCCGCGUGGCGCCGCACGACCCCUUCCUGCUGUACAACACGGCGCUGGCGCUGCGCCGCCUCGCCGCGCACGUGCUCAAGGACGAGCGCUCCGAGCUCAAGGUGGUGCUGCGCGCCGUGCACGAGCUGCACGUGUCGCACAAAUACUUCACGCGCCUUUCGAAUGUGGAGGGUGCAGGAGCGGCCGCGGGCGCGGCCGUGGGAGCGGGAGCGGGCGCGGGAGCGGAGGCGGAGCGCGCGGAGGGCGGCGAGCGGCGCGAGUCGUCGGCCAAUGCCGCCUCGCUGGAAGCGCGCACGUGUGCUGACUUGCUGUCGCAGGCGCAAUGGCACGUAACGCGAGCGCGCCGCCAGCACCAGGAGGAGCUGGAGCUGCGCGACCGGCAGCGCGAGCAGCGCGAAGCCUUCCGCCGCCAGCAGGAGGACGAGCGCAAGCGGCGCGAGGAGCAGCACGCCAAGAGCACGGUGGAGAUGUCGCAGAAGCGGCUCGAGUACAAAGAGAAGACGAAGAACGCUUUGUUGUUUGCCGACAUGCCGGUCGAGGGCAAGAGCAAGGGUCGCGGGCGGCGGCGCGACGAGUACGUGUCCGACUCGGCCAGUGAACCCGAUAGACCGCGCGAGGAGGGCCGCGAGCCGAAGCAACGCAAGCGCAAGCGCGAGGCGGGAGAGGGGCGCAAGGGCGGGCGCAGCAAGAAGCGCGACCGCGGCAGCAACAGCGACAGCGACGCGCCGCGCAAGAAGGGACGCAAGAAGGGAGAGAAGGGCAUCGGGCGCCGCGAGAAAGCAAAGAUGGCGGACGACAAGCUCAGUCAGAAACAGCGGGCGAAGAUUGUCUCCAAGGAGACGAUCUCGUCGUCGGACUCCGACUCGGACGCCGGCGGCCGCAAGUCGCGUAGCCGCAGCCGUAGCCGCAGUGGCAGCCGCAGCCGCAGCGGGAGUCGCAGCCGCAGCCCGCCAGCCAACAAGGGCCGCAAGAGAAUCAUGUCCGCGUCGGAUAGUGACAAAUCUCGUUCCAAAUCGCGCAGCCGAUCCCGUUCCGGAUCAGCCAAAAGUCGCUCCAGAUCCAAAAGCCGCUCGAGAUCAAAGAGCGGAUCUCGUUCCAAGAGCCGAUCAAGAUCUAAAAGCCGAUCCAAAUCUAAAUCCAAGAGUCGAUCCAGGUCAAAAAGCCAUUCAAGAUCAAAGAGCAGAUCCAGGUCGAAAAGCCGAUCAAAGUCUAAAAGUCGGUCGAGAUCGAAAAGCCGGUCGAGGUCUAAAAGCGGAUCCAGAUCGAAAAGUCGUUCACGAUCUCGCUCAAGAUCGAAAAGCCGCUCCCGCUCAAAGUCGAAGAGCGCGUCGCGUUCCCGCUCGCGCUCCAAAAGCUCCCGCAGUCGCUCCGGCUCCCGCUCUCGGUCCGGCUCUCGCUCGCGGUCCGGGUCGCGCGCGUCCCGCCCGGCCACGCCCGAGUCUAGGAAGUCGGUCUCGGCUAGCGAGGACGAGAAUUAGCUACUGCUUACUUCUAUACGCUUAGUCCAUCAACUCGCACUAGAGCAGCGUGGUCAAACCUUUAUAUCCCUCUCCUUUAACACGUUCGCUGCGGGACGAGGUCCAUUGACCUCGUAUGUCUAGUGUUUUCAAGAGUUACGAGGUCGAUUGACCUCGUACCGCACCAGAGGAAACUACAGAAAAAUCAGUGCCGCAGCGAAAGUGUUAAGGAGCAAGUCCUGGCUUUGUAUUGGGCCUGUAAAAUGGGCUGAUAAUGAUGUAUGUGUAUGCUUAUAUAUACGCUUUGUAAUCUGUCGGCAUACUGUUAAACUACAUUGUUGAAGGAAAACUUCUUUACGCUUCACUUGGGGAGUUGCUGAAUGCGCUACAAAAAAUGUAAUCCGUCGAGGUUUUUUUAAAGAUGUUUGCUGCCAUCUACAGAUAUAAUGGAACAGUGUAUAAUAUUUUUUAUUUAAUACACUUUAUUUGUACACCACAAAAAUAAAAGAAAACAAGCAAAACAGAAACACAAGAAAAAGUAGAAUACAAAAGGCGGCCUUAUCGCUUAGUAGCGAUCUCUUCCAGGCAACCUUAGGCUUAGGAACUUAUUAGGACAACUGUAGGUGGUGUGUACGUAAUAAUAUUGUACAUAUACAUACAUACAAAUAACUACACACUAAUACAUAAACCAUAAUACACAAAUUAUAUAAUAAUUAUAAAUAUUAUAAAAUAAACUAGUAUAUAAAUAUAUCAUUAUAAAUAAAUAUAUCAUAAAAUAAACUAGUAUAUAAAUAUUUUAAACUACCAGUAGAUGGCGUUUUUAGAGAACUUUGAAACAAUCCCUUUUUGUACACUUCAAGAGCCUGUUGCGAUGCAAGCCUAAGGCUCAUAGAUGGCGUUUUGAUUUUUUAUAUAUGAAAGAAGUUUUACUUCAGUUGUGUGGUGUAAAUUAAACUCGUUUUUUUUUUGAUUCUCAUUAAGGGAAACUUAUUGUUAUUUAUUUCCAUGACCCAACCACAUAGGCUAGGCACUACAUGUAAGCAGAUAUAUUGUCCAACGUAGAGAGCGGGCAUUACUCUUUUUUUCGAUCAUUGUUGAGCUCGACACGUGUUAUUACAGUGUCCAUGUAUAAUCAUCUUAUACAUGUCUAGUCCAUGUAUAGUUCUCUUUUUUAUGAAAUGCGAUAGACACUUUCUAUCUGUCGAUAUACUUAUCUGUCUACGACUGUCAUGUUGAAUUAUAUACACAUGUAGGGCUGAUUAAAUCUGUUUGGUUUAAUCUUUUAACUAAUCUACAUAUGUUUAGUAACUCACUGACAAAUUACGAAGGUCUUUGAAAAGUUUACUAUCAUGUUCUCUGCGGAAAUGCCAUUAUUAGAAUUUCAGUUUAGGCGUUAGAAGAUCCAUGUAUACUAAUGACGUCAUUCUAAGUACGUUCCAUGUAUAUUGUAUGUAAAAAAACCUUCACUUUUGGCCAGGACACUAAAAUGCAAUGCAUUUGUAGGAUCAAAUUUAACACCAUUUAAAGGACUCAUCAGUUUUGACGUCAGAAAUUGCGGUUGUAAAGCGUCUUAGAAGAUUGAAGGUCUUGCAAAUAGGUUGACAAUGAGUAUGCUGUUCUCGGGUAUUAUUUGUGUCAAUUAAUUUUCGACUUUAUUUCAAUGCUAGUAACGUCUGUAAUCGUUUGACAGUGACACAUGUACCUACUGUGGUGCCUUGUCAAGUGAGUGUUACACGAUUUUAAAGUUUGAAUCGGCAGCCAGUUUAAUGUUUACCUUUGCGGUAUUUAAGUUUGUUUUGUGUUUCUCAAAAUACAUAUAUUUUCUUUUACCCUGCGAAUUUCACGUUAACGUGUUCGUAAAAUGUUUAUUUUACAAUAACAAAAGAAAAUUUAAUACUUGGGCUUUUUACCGUCGCCCUUCAAUAAAUGCAAUGCUCUAUGGCAGUUAACUUUACGGCAAACCUUCGCUAGAGACCUAAAAAGUUCUCGUAAAAAAAAUUAUAUCUUAAACAGGGAUUUUCGGUUAACUUGUGUUACCUACAUUAAAGUUUAAUUAUGUAAAAAUAGAUUGCUGUUCUUUAGUCUAAAUACUUUCAGACUUUAGUUUCUUAAAGUCGCGACUUUAAGAAGAGACUUUGGUUUCUUGUCGCAAACGAAACAAUUUUGUACUAAUAUUUUACUAACACGUUAGCAAAUAUAAAUUAGAAUGUAACUCUUCAUUUAGUUUAUAAUAUGACAUGUCUAUCAGAUUUAUUUUCCUUUUUACUCUUCACCUUGUAUCAUAUACUAUUGUGAAAUAUAUUAUAACUACUUAUUCUGUAAUUUGUAAGAUAAUAAAGAUACUUAUUACAAACGAAAA
This is a messenger RNA of Bicyclus anynana (squinting bush brown), 6172 nucleotides long. RefSeq names its product RNA polymerase-associated protein CTR9 homolog (gene Ctr9). The coding region runs from base 133 to 3834 and encodes 1233 amino acids. Gene Ontology annotation, molecular function: RNA polymerase II complex binding. Gene Ontology annotation, cellular component: Cdc73/Paf1 complex. The record is from RefSeq and is a predicted model, not a curated record. Gene Ontology annotation, biological process: regulation of DNA-templated transcription. Lineage: Eukaryota; Metazoa; Arthropoda; Insecta; Lepidoptera; Nymphalidae. The transcript has 19 exons.